Messenger RNA from Athene cunicularia (burrowing owl), 1609 nucleotides. RefSeq names its product sedoheptulokinase (gene SHPK). Lineage: Eukaryota; Metazoa; Chordata; Aves; Strigiformes; Strigidae. The transcript has 7 exons. Gene Ontology annotation, biological process: carbohydrate metabolic process; cellular response to lipopolysaccharide. Gene Ontology annotation, cellular component: cytosol. The record is from RefSeq and is a predicted model, not a curated record. Bases 29 to 1456 code for a protein of 475 amino acids. Gene Ontology annotation, molecular function: sedoheptulokinase activity.
GUGAAAGCAAUCCCUUCUCCCUGUGCCUAUGGCGGGCAGCGAGGUGGCAGGCGGGCCUGCUCCUGCCUGUGUGCUGGGCAUAGACCUAGGCACGACCUCGGUUAAGGCCGCUCUGUUGGUAAGGGGAAAGCAAGGGCAGGUGGUGGCUGAGAGCUGCUCCAGGGAGACGCAGGCACACACCAGUAGCCUGGAAGCUGGACCACAGGGAAUGGAGCAGAAUGUCCAGAAAAUAAUAAAAGCAUUGAAUGAAUGCCUAGCUGCUCUACCUCAGCAGCAGCUUCAAAGAGUCAGUCACAUUGGCAUUUCAGGACAAAUGCAUGGGAUUGUAUUUUGGAAAAAAGAUAAAGGUUGCAAGUGGACAGAGUGUGAUACAGGCCCUACCUUUGAGCCAGAGGAGGUCAGUCAUCUCAUUACCUGGCAAGAUGGCCGCUGCAGUCCCACCUUCCUCUCUUCUCUUCCUCUGCCACAGUCACAUAUCAGCUUGGCUACAGGAUUUGGGUGUGCCACAGUCUACUGGUAUUUAAAGAAGAGCCCAGAUUUUCUGAAGUCUUAUGAUGCAGCUGGUACUAUCCAUGACUAUGUGGUUGCCAUGUUGUGUGACCUGAAGAAGCCACUCAUGUCCGUCCAGAAUGCUGCCAGCUGGGGAUAUUUUAAUUGCACAAGCAAAAGCUGGAAUACUGAUAUAUUGAAAAAAUCUGGGUUUCCUGUGGACUUGCUUCCAGAGGUAGGAGACCCUGGCAGUAUUGCAGGCAACACAAUCUGUGCAUGGCAUGGAAUACCCAAAGGAACAAAAGUAGGAAUUGCCCUGGGAGAUUUCCAAUGCUCUGUUUAUUUCUGUCUGGCUGAGAGGACUGAUGCAGUUCUUAAUAUUAGUACCUCUGCUCAGCUGACUGUCUCAAUGCCUUCGGGUUUCCAACCUCCAGAGACACCGGAUUCUUCCUCAGCUGUUACUUAUUUUCCCUACUUCGAUGGUGACUACUUGGCAGUGGCAGCAUCACUUAACGGAGGCAAUGUGCUAGCAACAUUUGUGGACAUGGUGGCACGGUGGACAGAAGAGCUAGGACUUCAGGUUGAGAAGUCUGCCAUCUAUACAAAGAUAAUCGAAGCAGCCUUGGCCCACAACAACACCAAACUCUCAAUCCACCCAACCAUAUUUGGAGAGAGACACAUUCCUGGGCAGUUGGCAUCAGUGACCAAUAUUGCUGUCUCUGACCUCACCCUGGGUCACGUUACAAGAGCUCUGUGCCGUGGCAUCAUUGAAAACCUCUCUUCCAUGUUACCUGUGCAGCACCUGAUGGAGAUGGGAGUGAGGAGGAUUCUGGGGAGCGGGAGUGCCCUUGCCAGAAAUGAGGUGCUGAGGCAGGAAUUGGCAAGGAUUUUUCCAUUCCCUGUGGUUUAUGGGAAGGAUGUUGAUGCUGCUGUGGGCGCUGCCAUGGUGAUGUUCCACAGAAAAUAAAGUAAUUAUUUGGAAUGGCCUGAGAUGAAGCUGCCUUUUUUUUUUUUUUUAUUUAUUAUUAUUUUUUUUCUUCAUGACUGUAUAGUGUUUCCUUUCACUUCCUUCACUUUUUCUGGACUUUUAUUCAACAAGCCAUCUCACUCAUUACAGUGG